CAAUUCCUACAUCUGCGAGUCAUAGCAGGCGGCGCUCAGAUAUAAGGAAGCGGCAAGAGGGAUCGCCAACAGUCAAUCGUUGCGGAUGCUCAUGCUGGUGGUACCUACGCUAUGCGCAUGCCUUGCGCUCGUGCUCCCUCUAGUGGCACAGGCAAAAGUGCUGAGCUUAUCGGAUCUCACUUGGACGUUGAAGAAUCAGAACGGAUCAAUCGUUGUUCCAGCCCAAGUACCUUCGCAAGCUCACCUCGACCUAUUACGUGCCGAGAUUAUAACCGAACCAUUGCUUGGUAUCAAUGAAUUCACCCAGCGAUGGAUCGUGAAUGACAAUUGGACGUACACUGCGGAUAUAACCGCGUUUCUCAACGGAACGGAUGCGUCCGAAAAGGCGCUGCUAGUUUUCUAUGGGCUUGAUACAGUCGCCAACAUCACAGUCGCUGGUCAUCCGGUGGCCUGGGUCAAUAAUCAAUUCCGCCAAUAUGUCUAUGAUGUCACCGACCUGCUCGCUUCUCCGUCGUCUCAAGACACCAACCUGACUGUUGCAUUCGAAUCUGCAUGGCUAUAUGGGCUGAACGUCACUUCAAGGCCAGACGUCGAGUGGGUUAGUGGCGAUGUCUUCGAGUACCCGACCGUGCGCCAGUUCACUCGCAAAAUUCAAUCUGAUUAUGGCUGGGACUGGGGCCCUGCCUUCGUCCCGACAGGCAUCUUCAAGCCCGCAUACCUCGUCACUCUCCCUACAACCACGUCCGAUCUUGAGUUAUCACCGACCCCAGAGGCACACCCACUACUGGUGUCUUCUUCGAGCCCGGUCUUCAUUGAAGAAUCGUCUCUAGAGAUUUCAAAGGUCGGGCAGACUCCCAUAGAGCUGCCAGACGAGUCGGCACCGUGGCUCGUGAAUGUCACGCUGUUCGUCCGUUCAGCGGUCGCUAUCGACUCUCCGUCUGUCGUCAUCUCAAUCCCAGAAUUGAAUGUCACCUCUUCGCCCAUCCCCGUGUCGGCCGUUCCCGCUGACACAAGCGAGCCUACUCGAUUGCAGGCGUCGUUCACCGUCCCGGAGGGCGUGCCCGAGCGCUGGUUCCCAACCGACCUCGGGACGCCGAAGCUCUACAACAUCACCACGUCGCUGCACUUCUCUGUGGCUUCGUCGUCUCCGAGUGUCGCGUUCACGACGCAGACGGGCUUCCGCACGAUCACGCUCGUGCAGGCGCCGUACUCGGAGAAGGACAUUCGCGAGCGCGGGAUCACGCCCGGCGACCAGUGGCACUUCAAUGUGAAUGGGAAGGCAUUCUUCAGCGAAGGCACAAAUAUCAUCCCGUAUGACCCGUUCUAUGCGCGCACGACGAGCGAGAAGGUGCGUUGGGUUCUCGAGAGCGCGGUGCUCAGCGGGCAGAACAUGCUCCGCGUGUGGGGUGGUGGCAUCUACCAGCCCUCAGACGAGGUCACCGGCGGGUACGACUUCUACACGGCGUGCGACGAACUAGGCAUCUUCGCGUGGUCAGAACUUAUCUUCUCAGACGCGUUGUACCCGAUCAACGGCUUCCUCCUGGAGUCCAUCGAGCCUGAGGUGCGGCAGAAUGUGCGGCGGAUCAACAAGCACCCGAGCAACGUGCAAUGGGCUGGUGGGAACGAGAUCGAGGGAAUCGUGAUCGGCAUUAACCAGACACAGGCGAACGGGACGCAUUAUCUUGACGAGUUCCAAUUUAUGUUUGGGGAAUUCCUACACGAUAUCGUCUCGCAGGAGACAAAUUCGGUUGCAUACACCGACUGCUCAACCACCGGUGGCGUUCUCAGCCUUGAUCCCUACGUGAUCCGUUACGACAACAAGACCCCAGGCUUCAUCUAUGGCAACAGCGAGCGGUACAACUAUGACGCUAGCCAGGCUUUCAACUACAGCACAUACCCAGUGGCCCGAUUCGUGAACGAGUUCGGCUUUCACUCGCAACCAUCGUUCUUCAGCUACGAAGAAGUCCUGGAAAACCCUGAGGAUUUCUCGUUCAAUUCUACCGUCGUCGCAUCACGUGAUCACCACCCGCCCGCGGGUGGGCUCGCCUUCCCGAACCCGAACUCGAACCAGGGGCAGGCGCAAAUGACGGAGGCCGUGCAGGCCUGGUUGCCGACUCCGGGGACGGCGGACAGCAACCAGACGUUCGCGCAGUGGUGCUGGAGCACGCAGGUGUUCCAGGCGAUGAACAUGGUGUCCGAGAUCGCGUGGUACCGGCGCGGCGCAGGCCUGGGCGAAAAUAACCUCGGGAGCCUCGUCUGGCAGCUGAAUGACAUCUGGCAGGGCACGAGCUGGUCGAGCAUCGAGUACUCGGGGCGCUGGAAGGUCCUGCACUACAGCAUGACGGGCAUAUACACGCCGGUGAUCAUCUACCCAUUCUGGACGCCCGAGAAUCAGACGCUCGAGGUCCUCGUCACGUCGGAUCGCUGGGAGGCCGUCGAUGGGGAGGUGCAGAUGACGUGGUACGACUGGGAGGGGAACGAUCUUGGGACGAGAACGAAGAGCUUCACUGUGCCGAGUCUGAACAAUUCGGUCGUGCUCAAUCAGUCGGGACUGGAGAAGAUUCUGCCGAAGGGCAAGGAUCCCGAGGACGUUUUCAUGCUGCUGAACGUCACAGCGAAUGUCGAAGGGAAGACGGUGACAAGCGAGCAGGUGUUUGCACCAGUUUCGUUGGCCAAUGCCACGCUUGUUGACCCGAAGAUCCAUGUCACUCGCAACGAGAACCUGACGUUCACGCUUUCUGCAAGGGGCGGGGUCGCUGCGUGGACCUGGCUUGAUCAUCCUGCCGGUACGGUCGGAUACUUCUUAGACACGGAGAAGAACAUCCCGGCGAACGGUUUUUACCUCAUUCCUGGUAUCGAUCGCACUGUGAAAUUCGUGCAGAAUGCCGGAUUGUCGACGGUGCAGAGCCCGAGCCCGGAGGAUUUCGUGCUCCGAUCUUUGUGGAAUAACACCCACCUGUGAUAGAUGAUCACUUGAGCUAGUCUUAAGGUACAGGUACCUUUGCAUUUCUGUAAAAAAGUCCAUAUACUUUUCGCCAAUUACAUUGUCAUAGUUAUAUGCUGCCCUCCGUCAUGCUGUCUCACCACGGUCCAAAUAGGUACCUGGCAUGCUGCGCGAGCGCAAAGUUUCCGGUUGCUUUCAACAUCUCGAGAUUACCUGUGUUUUGCUCGAACUGUGCGAGGAAUGCUUGCUCUUCUGGCUGCUCUGCGAGCCUCUGGAGUUCUGCUAGACCUUGAGCGGCGGCAUUGGGCAAGCUCCAGCGCAUCUGGAGAGUAUUCGUCCCUUCUUUCUGGAACUUGAGCAGGAAGUGCCUAUUGUUGUACGGGCUCAGAACAGAUGUCUCAUGGAUGUUCCAUCCCUCCUGUGCAAACUCGGUGAAGACCUUGCACAGCGGGUGCUCCUUAUCGUCCGCGGUGCCCUCAAGAUGGGCAACAUACCCACGCUGGAAGACAUACACGUGAGUCCCGCCUUGCCCGAAGAGGAUCGUCUUGAGCCCAAGGUCAAAGUCGCGGAUACUGGCGCGGAGCUCGCUGAUUUGCAGUGGAUAUUCAUCCGGAAUGUCUAUCGUCCAGCCGCCGCCGUCGCGGAGCUUUACAAAGUAUCCCUUGCCGUCGUCUGUCCACGAGAUCGAGGCGGCUUUCUUGGUGCCAAACUGUUCGCCCUUGAUGUGGGCAAGGAUUUCUGGCUGGAUGGACGUGUCGUACCACAUACUCAGGUUGUACAUGUUCAUCGCAACCCACGUCUUGCCGUUGGGGUGCAUCCUGAGCCAGGCGACUUUCAUAGGGUUCAUGUCUGGCUGCUCAGUAAAAGUCUUUAUAAGGCUGUUCGGCAUGUUACGAUAGUGCAUCUUGCGUCCAUACGUGACGAAAUACGAGUCAUCCGACGGGCCAAAGACGACCAUGAGGUUGACGGCGACCAUUGCUGCUGAGAAUCAGUAUACCGAGAG
This is a messenger RNA of Phanerochaete carnosa HHB-10118-sp, 3947 nucleotides long. Its product is annotated as glycoside hydrolase family 2 protein. Gene Ontology annotation, molecular function: beta-mannosidase activity. Gene Ontology annotation, biological process: glycoprotein catabolic process. The coding region runs from base 86 to 2962 and encodes 958 amino acids. Lineage: Eukaryota; Fungi; Basidiomycota; Agaricomycetes; Polyporales; Phanerochaetaceae. The transcript has 17 exons. The record is from RefSeq and is a predicted model, not a curated record.